CACCUCAUAAGUUUUUUUUUCUUUUUUUUGGUAAAAUGUUAAAUUAUUAUACCAGUUUUCGAAUUUGAAACAAACGUUACAAAGUAAACAAGUAGCGGAAUGCGAAAACGAAACUAAACAAAGAAACCUAAACUGAAUGAGACAAACUAGUAGAUAGCCGGACAAAGUCUAAGAACCCGAUUCGUUGCGAGUCAAGCUCGAACCUAAACACCUCAUAAGUUUUAUCGUACCCUUUAUAUAUAUGGUAAAAGGAAAACGUACAUCAAGAAGUAGGUCCUCCGUAUAAAAGGCGUCUCAUCUCAUAUGGUUUUUAUUUUCUUAAUGUAGCGCAGGACGUGUUAAAAGAAGGUAGUGAACGGUAAAUUCGAACAGAACAUGUUCCAAGAGAUAGUGGCAGGUGCCUUUUAUAAAAGGAGAUGAUAACACGCGACGUGUUACGAAAAAAAAAAAAAGAAGAUGAUAACACGCGACAAUAUCCCAACGGUAGAACAGGUCGACGUCAGCUGGAUGGUUCAGAAUGUUGGCCCGCAGCUUCUACCCGUCCCGUUGUUUUUGAAAAUCGGUCCUGAGAUAUGCUUCUAUUAUUUAAUCUGAUUGGAGAGUGGAGACUAAUUAUUUCCUCUAUUAUUUAGUCUGAUUGAAGACUAAUUAUUUAUCUGUUUAUUGGUCAAUAUAUAAGGAAAUAUUAUUACAAAACAUCCUCUCUUUUCUUUGACAAAAUAAACAUCCUAUAUUAUCCCCUAUUUAUUCUUGGGAAAUUGCACCCUAUAUACAUAGAAAAAACUUAAAUACACUAACUAACCAAAAUUCUCUCUUCUCUCCUACUUUAUCUUUUUAUCUCUCUCUACUCUCUCUCCCAAAAUCUAAUUUUCAUUUUUUUUUUGUUAUUUGGCAAAUAAGCCUUUUAUUCUUUUGUUCAGAAGGACCGGCACCAAAAAAUUAUCCGUCGUAAAUCUGUUUAUUUAUUUAAUUUAAUAAUAAAAGGAGAAUACGGGACAUAUCAUAUUUACGUCGUACGUGAUUUUUUUUAACAUUGCGAUAUUAUUAUUAUUCUUUUGCUAACAACAUCGUGAUUUUUUUUUAGUGAAUUAAUCACAAUGUUCAGUGUCCGGCAACUAAUGUCAACUGACUAUUCUUUGGAUUCUAAGAGUGCAAUAUAAAAUUAUCUGGUGGUUAACGGAGAUCAAACUGUUGGUGUUGUCCCUCAAAUAGUCAAGUGUCAAUAGUCCAAUGCCCACUGGUUAAUUAUGGUGAUUUUUUUCAAUAGGUAUAACCAUGCAAAGCAUGAUGAAUUAGAGUAUUCGGGAACUAAUAUUAUUACCAGGGUCGGCUUAGAUAGGAGGGCAAGCGGUGCGAUCGUUUCGGAUCCAAUCUAUUGCCUCCUAUUUCUUAAUAGACAAGGAUCUGAUUUUUUUAAAAAAAAAAAUACAUGUAUUUUUAUAUUAAGAAUAAGAAAAAAGAUCCAAAUUUUUUUAUAUGAAAAUAUUUUUUUUUAUUUUUAAAAUUUUAUUUAUAAAAAUACUUCUAGUAUUUUGAAAAAUAAAAUAUCUAUCAGAUUUUUUUCAAGAAAAAUAAUAGUUUGGAAAUUAAAUUUUUUUUUUGUUCCAGGGCCCAUGACACCAUUGAACUAGCCUGAUUAUUACAAAAUGUAAAUGAAAUCAACGAGUUGGGAAAUAGAUGUCUUAUGAAUUACUGCAAGUCUGCAAUGCAUGCCUGCAUGGUCGACGACUCGAGUAUAUACCUGCCAUGAAAAUGUUGUUGGGCUUUUCCUUACUUAUAUCAGUCCAUAUAUUAUGAACUUAACACCUACGUGACAUUAAGAAGCCCGUACGAGCAUAUUUAAUUAUAGGUUUCCAGUGGAAUAGUCCAUGUUCCAAAUUACAUUACGCGUGAGUUGGACCGUCAGCGUGGAUAAUUGAUUAAAUAUCGAAGAUUAAUCGGAUAUUAGUUUUGAGUAUGUAUAAAAUUUUGCGUAUGUAUGCAUAUUAGGCUAUUUUCGGAAAAAAAAAACAAUGAAAUCACAUUGGCCUGGUGGCUAUUACAGUUGAUUGUAAUGUUUAGGAUAUAUUUCUUUGACAAAACUUUUUAUUGCAAUCCAGUAAUAUACAACCAUACAAAUUACAAUCAUCGCAACACAAACAACUUUUCCGAACAUAUUUGAUUCAUCUUUGAAAGAUUCAGUGGUGGAACAUAUAUAUUUGAAGAAUAAUAAAUCAGCAGAGCAUUGUAAAGAGUCCGGUGAGCAAGAGGAAACCAAGUUAACUGGUCUAGGAGAGUAGGUUGCCAAGGGGGAGAGAAACAUUGGACCGCAUGCCACUGUAACUAUUUAAAAAAAAAAUUCUUUUUUUUUUAGUUAGCUUCGUCUGAACGAUUUUGUAAAUAAAUGUUUGGGAUUGCACGACAAAUUCACAUUUGCCAUAAAUAUAAUGAAGAAGGAACUCUCGCUUUCCUGAUAAGGCAUUUCAGUCGGGUGUUGGUGGUAUUUUCAGAAAGGGUUAAAUUUAACCCAACAAUUAAAAAAUGGGCCUUUAGACGAGGCCCAGUAACUAGUACAUGUCCGAACGUUUUUCUUGGGACAGGCAAUUUGUUUUUAGUUUAAGAGACAAAGAUGACAGAAGAGGGUGAUAGAAAACUCGUGUGCGAAUCAGCCUUUAACCUCUUUUGGUACUUUGCCUUUCUCUUUCCCUCAAAAGUCCAAACACUUGAAGAAGCAUGAACAAGUUUAGUAGUAUAAGAUUUACACAGUUGAACAAAUUAAUUAUUUAAUUUAGUUAUGAUUUAGUAUUUUUUAAAAUAUAAAGAUAGAGAGAGAGACAAAGGUUUUUGUUUCUCCUCGACGGUGUCUGUUGAGAUUCCUGAGGUUUUUUCUCUUGGAUUCCCAGAUUUAUUCAAAAAUAUAUAAUAAAAUAAAAUACUAAUUGUUUUGAAAACAGGUGAAAAUCAAAGAGAACUAAACGCCAAUUAUAGUCGAUUUAUGGUUUAGGAUUCCCAGAAUCAUCACCAUUAACGAGGCUGUAUAUAGUAUUUGUUUAUGUUUAAAAUCUUGCUUAUUUUCGUCUUCGAGCAAGAUCUAAAAAAGAAGAAUAUAGAUAGAUAAUAUAAACCUCAUUUCCAAGGUUAAACAACACAAGAAGCAUUUUGUGUAGAGCAGAGAGAGAACAGAGAAAGAAGCAACAAAACUCUCGAACUUGUGCUUUGGCUGCUACUAGUGUACAAACACACACACAAACAGGGCUUUUCUGUUCCAUCAAUGGAGAAUGCUGUCGUUAAAACAUCGAACCUUUCAGACAUCAUCUCCAAGUUCGUUAAAGUCUGCAAGUUUAGAUCCAUUGGUGUGUUCCCUGACCAUAAACCGAAUCCGAACACUCCUUCUGAUGAAGUAGUAGCAGAAGCCUUCGAAGAUAUCACUUGCAAACCCUCGAGAAAGAAGAUUCCAACUUCCCGUUGGAACGAUGAUGAUGUCUCCAAGCUGUUCGACGCUGUUUCAGCUCUUAAGCUCGCGUAUCUCGAGUUUCAACGAGCUCAUCUGCCUUACGAUCCAGACAAGAUCAUAGAAGCAGACAACCUCGUCGUCUCUCACCUCGAAACGAUACGAAGAUUCAAACGUCUCUACCUCAAAACGAAGCAGCUCCAAGCCAAGACCGAGCUUGACGCUGCUUCUUGCUUGAACCGGUUGAGAGACGAAGUGGAAGUGAACGAGAAGCAUUUGUGGGAGCUCAAGACGCAGACGAAAGCAAAGGAGAGUGAGGUUCACUCUCUCAAGGAGACACUAAACUGUUUGGUCGCAGAGAAUAACAAACUCGAAGAGAGGCUCGUGAGCGUCUCCUCCUUUGAGUUCGUGUUCAGAGCUGCUUCUAAGUCGAUACACGACUUUGCAAAGCCGUUGAUCACUCUCAUGAAAGCUACAGAAUGGAAUCUUGAGAAAGCAGUUGAAUCUAUCGUGCCUAAUGUAACGUACGCCAAGAACUCAGACAAGAAGUAUGCUUUUGAGUCGUACAUCGUUCAGAGAAUGUUCCACGGCAUGAAGCUUAUUCCUUCUGACGUGACUGAGCUGAUGAGUUUAGAUGAUCCGUUGGACGCGUUGACAGCGUUUCCAGAUUCGGCGUUUGCGAGAUUCUGCGGUCAGAAGUAUCUAUUAGUUGUUCAUCCGUUGAUGGAAGCUUCCUUCUUUGGGAAUUUAGAUAUGAGGGGGCUUGUUCUGCUUGGUAAGCAUCCAAGAACUGUGUUUUAUCGAAUCUUUGCGAAAAUGGCGAAGUGGGUAUGGGUUCUUGGAUCGUUAGCAGCUUCUUUGGAUAUAGAAGCGAAGAUCUUUGUGGUCAGAAGAGGAACCAGAUUCUCAGGUGCCUACAUGGAGUCUGUAGUGGGUGAUGAUACAAGAAAAGAGGAAGAAGGACAAGAGGAUUUGAGAGUUGAGUUUAUCACAAUGCCGGGGUUUAAGGUUGGAGAUUCAGUGUUUAAAUCCCAUGUUUAUCUUUAUCAAACAAAAAGGUGAAAAGAAAAAAGCUUUUUAGAUUUGAUUGUUAAACAUUUCUGCUUUAGUUUUGAAAGU
This is a messenger RNA of Brassica rapa (field mustard), 4549 nucleotides long. Its product is annotated as protein GRAVITROPIC IN THE LIGHT 1. NCBI's taxonomy places the organism in Eukaryota, Viridiplantae, Streptophyta, Magnoliopsida, Brassicales, Brassicaceae. The record is from RefSeq and is a predicted model, not a curated record. Gene Ontology annotation, biological process: negative gravitropism; response to red or far red light.